Molecule: messenger RNA, 1972 nt
Organism: Acanthisitta chloris (rifleman)
Lineage: Eukaryota; Metazoa; Chordata; Aves; Passeriformes; Acanthisittidae
Gene: CSE1L
Product: CSE1 chromosome segregation 1-like (yeast)
Exons: 17
Biological process (GO): protein import into nucleus; protein export from nucleus
Cellular component (GO): cytosol; nuclear envelope
Molecular function (GO): small GTPase binding; nuclear export signal receptor activity
Source: RefSeq, a predicted model, not a curated record
AUGGAGCUGAGUGAUGCCAAUUUACAAACCUUGACGGAGUAUCUGAAGAAAACACUAGAUCCAGAUCCUGCCAUAAGGCGUCCUGCGGAGAAGUUCCUUGAGUCAGUGGAGGGAAGCCAGAACUAUCCCUUGUUGCUGCUGACGCUGCUGGAGAAGUCACAGGAGAAUGUCAUCAAAGUCUGUGCAUCUGUAACGUUCAAGAACUACAUCAAAAGGAACUGGAGAAUUGUUGAGGACGAACCAAACAAAAUAUGUGAAUCAGACAGGAUAGCCAUCAAAGCCAACAUAGUGCCCUUGAUGCUUAGCAGCCCAGAACAAAUUCAAAAGCAGCUCAGCGAUGCCAUCAGCAUCAUUGGCCGGGAGGACUUCCCCCAGAAGUGGCCUGACCUGCUGACAGAGAUGGUGAAUCGCUUCCAGAGCGGAGACUUCCACGUCAUCAACGGCGUCCUGCGCACGGCGCACUCGCUGUUCAAAAGGUACCGCCAUGAAUUUAAAUCAAAUGAGUUAUGGACAGAGAUCAAACUUGUUCUGGAUUCCUUUGCUUCACCCUUGACAAAUCUCUUUAAGGCAACUAUUGAGCUCUGCAGCACACAUGCAAAUGAUGCCAGUGCCCUGAAGGUUCUCUUCUCUUCUCUCAUUCUAAUUGCAAAGCUGUUCUACAGUUUAAAUUUUCAGGAUCUUCCUGAGUUUUUUGAAGAUAACAUGGAAACAUGGAUGACAAAUUUUCAUAGUCUUUUAACUUUAGAUAACAAACUCUUGCAGACUGAUGAUGAAGAGGAAGCUGGAUUACUGGAGCUCCUGAAGUCCCAAAUCUGUGAUAAUGCUGCUUUAUAUGCUCAAAAAUACGAUGAGGAAUUCCAGCCCUACCUGCCGCGAUUCGUGACGGCGAUCUGGAAUCUGCUUGUCACGACAGGCCAGGAAGUGAAGUAUGACUUGCUGGUCAGUAAUGCAAUCCAGUUCCUGGCCUCGGUGUGUGAGAGGCCACACUACAAGCAUCUGUUUGAAGACCAGAAUACACUGACAAGCAUCUGUGAAAAAGUGAUUGUUCCCAAUAUGGAAUUCAGAGCGGCUGAUGAAGAAGCAUUUGAAGAUAAUUCUGAAGAAUAUAUAAGAAGGGAUCUAGAAGGAUCUGAUAUCGACACCAGGCGCAGAGCAGCUUGUGAUCUGGUCAGAGGCUUGUGUAAAUUUUUCGAAGGACCUGUGACAGGGAUUUUUUCUGGGUAUGUUAAUUCUAUGCUGCAAGAAUAUGCGAAGAAUCCAUCUGUUAACUGGAAGCACAAAGAUGCAGCUAUUUACCUGGUCACGUCUUUGGCAUCCAAAGCUCAAACACAGAAGCAUGGAAUAACUCAAGCCAAUGAACUGGUGAAUCUGACAGAAUUCUUUGUAAACCACAUUCAGCCUGACCUGAAGUCUGCUAGUGUGAAUGAAUUCCCUGUGCUAAAAGCAGAUGGUAUCAAAUAUAUCAUGAUUUUUAGAAACCAAGUACCAAAGGAGCAACUGUUGGUGUCUAUUCCUCUCUUAAUCAAUCAUCUUCAAGCAGAAAGUAUUGUGGUCCAUACUUAUGCAGCCCAUGCUCUCGAGAGGCUGUUCACCAUGAGGGGCACAAACAACACCACCCUCAUCACGGCUGCGGAAAUGGCCCCGUUUGUGGAAGUGCUGUUGACAAACCUUUUCAAAGCGCUGACACUGCCUGGCUCCUCUGAGAACGAGUACAUCAUGAAAGCCAUCAUGAGGAGUUUUUCUCUGCUACAGGAAUCCAUAAUUCCAUACAUCCCUUCUGUCAUCACACAGCUUACACAGAAGCUGCUGGCUGUCAGUAAGAAUCCCAGCAAACCUCACUUUAACCAUUACAUGUUUGAAUCAAUCUGCUUGUCGAUAAGGAUAACGUGCAAGGCCAACCCAGAGGCAGUGGGGAGCUUUGAGGAGGCUUUGUUCCUGGUGUUCACUGAGAUCCUGCAGAACGACGUGCAGG